Molecule: messenger RNA, 1597 nt
Organism: Cyprinus carpio (common carp)
Lineage: Eukaryota; Metazoa; Chordata; Actinopteri; Cypriniformes; Cyprinidae
Product: STN1 subunit of CST complex
Exons: 9
Biological process (GO): nucleotide-excision repair; telomere capping; double-strand break repair via homologous recombination
Cellular component (GO): DNA replication factor A complex; site of double-strand break; chromosome, telomeric region
Molecular function (GO): single-stranded telomeric DNA binding
Source: RefSeq, a predicted model, not a curated record
AUGUCCGCAGAUGCUGAUGCUGAUGAGGUGCUGUCUGUGCUGCGGGGUUUGGACCCCGUGUUCUCCUCUGCAUACUCGAGACUCUACAUCACAAGAGUUUAUUUCUACAAGACUCACCCACUCUUCCAGGUGGAUGUACUGGGGACAGUUGUUUACAAGCAGGAGAGAGAAGAUUUCUACUGCUAUGGAGUCUUGUCUGUUACUGGUGUCAUACACUAGCUUUGUUGGAAAAAUGAGAAAUGGAGUGAUUAAGGAUAAUCAACUAAAUGUAAUUUUUACAACAUUCUCUUUAAAAUGAAAGAUGAACUCAAACGGCUGAAGGAGGCUGAACGGAAGAGCACUGUGCUGGAGAUCGGAGACCUGCUGAGUGUACGAGGAACUGUCAAAACCUCCAGGGAUGCGAGGGAGAUCAGGGCCACCUCCUUCUAUAAAGUAAAUGACCCUAUGAUGGCAGUGCUGAUCUCACGUAUGCUGGAAAUGCCUCAGCUGUACAGAAAGUGCCAUGAUCAGCCGUUCCGUGACCUGGGCGGCACAGAGUGAGUCACACAGAAAGAUUCAGGUGGUUCCUUACUGUCUCGGUCAGUUCUUGCUCUUAAGGAGUUCCUCUUAGAGAAAGAGGUGGCCAGGUUUCAUCCUUAUGAUGUUGAGUUCCUCUUACAUCCACUGAUUCAGAGUUCUUCAGCUGAACAGGAGAUGGAUCUGCCUGGGAUAUCAGUUGCUACACAAAUUUGAAAACUUCUGAAAGAGACACUGAGCAUUCUCCAAGAUGAGGGACAAAUAUUUCGUAAAAUGCAGACCCCAGAUGAAGUCUACAAUGUAACAAAGCAAGACAAAGAUCUUCACAAAGCAAUCAAGGACAUUUUACGAGAGGAUACCAAACGGGAAAAGUAUGCUGAGAAAGGAUGCCAUGUCCUGCAUAUAUUGUCCAGCCAAAAUCUGAGUCGAGAGGUGCUGGAGGUUACCCUGACAUUCUUAGAACGCAAUAGUGACAUAAGCACAACAGAAGCGCACUACACUGUUUUGUUGCAUUGUGUUUUAAUUCCAGAAAAUAUAAUAAGAAUGUUAAAAACAAUAAGACAUAUUGCUAACAAGUUACAGAAUCCAGUUUUAUUUAAAUCAUUAAAGUCACUUUCAUCCAUUAUUUAUCUUUUUAAUAACCUUUUUUUUAUUUUUUUUGCUUGUUUUUGUUAUCUUGAUGAAACCAGUUCCCUUUCACUUACAGUGAUAAAGAGUGUCCUGGAGGUUUGUAGUGGGUGAGCUGAAUGGGUCGUUUAAAACUGUAGUUACACUCAAUGGCCUGAGGAGGUCACUGUGAGCAGAUAGAUACGUUACUGUCCACGAGCACAUCUGUAUCUGUGCACGUUCAGGUAUCUGCUCAGUGGCAAUAUGAGUAACGAAAAUCACGUCUUACACUGUCUGUGAUAUUCUUGCUCAGCAGUCGUUUACGAAAUUGUUUGUAUGCGUAUAGACCAUGCAUAUUUUGCAUUUAUAUUUAUGGAACGUUUUUCAAAUGACAGUUCAUUUAUGGUGUGUGACACGGUUUUAGUGCAGUCCAGAUACGCUACUGCAUUCUUUUCUCUCACAGUUGGCCUUUAAA